AUGGAUCAUUUUUAUUCGAUUUUUAUACUUGUAUUACUUUUCAAUCUAUAUUGUUGUUCAUUCACUCUUCCAUGUAUUGAUCAAAGCAAAAAGGACAUAUUACCAUUAAGUGACUCGAACUCACAAGAUGUUGUCAAAACAUUGGUAAACGAGAAGAAUGACCAAGAUUCGUAUGUUAACAUAUUAUGUAUACGUUAUGGUACAUGUCUGAAUAAAGAUCAACAAAAUGUUCUCAAUGGCGGACUGAAACCUAAACGUCUUAUGUCGAGUCUAUUUCAUGGCAUUCCAAAAUUUGGCAAACGUGAAUUCAGAUCAGUAUUUGCUGGUGUUCCAAAAUUUGCUUAA
Molecule: messenger RNA, 345 nt
Organism: Rotaria socialis
Lineage: Eukaryota; Metazoa; Rotifera; Eurotatoria; Philodinida; Philodinidae
Source: the annotation of a GenBank genome assembly